CUUGAAGAAAGUAUCCCUCCCCUCCAUCAAGACGCACAAGACUCUGAACCGAAGGAUAUCUUGGCCUCCCUACAGAAGCUGAUUAUUCGGAUCUAUGUAAUGAUUUAUCCUACACCAUGAUCCCAUACUGAUACGAAACUUAGACAGAUUUAGUCAAUAAGUCGACAGAUUUGUUCAGGGACAUCUGCGUUGGCGUCAAACAUGCGCAAAAAUUCACGCUAUCAAAGCAGAGAACCACCGAAAACGGAAUGAUCGCUUCUCACGUGAAGUCACCCUGAUUGUUUGUUUUUAAAGGAAGCGACAAGCUUAUCGACUCCGAAAAUACCCGCAACCGAGAGACCGAAGUGGGAACGAGCGCUGACAUCCGCAGUAUAUCUGGAAAUACGGUGUCCUAAGCCAUGGGGGCCUUCUUGGACAAGCCGAAGACAGAGAAACACAAUGCUCACGGAGCAGGCAAUGGUCUGCGCUUUGGCCUGAGCAGCAUGCAGGGCUGGCGGGUAGAGAUGGAGGAUGCGCACACAGCCGUUGUGGGUCUACCACACAGCCUGGAUGACUGGUCCUUCUUCGCAGUGUACGACGGUCACGCAGGCUCCCGCGUAGCCAACUAUUGCUCCAAGCACCUGCUGGAGCACAUCAUAACUAGCAGCGAGGACUUCCGUUCGGGGCCUGACUCCGUGGAGGGCGUUAAAAGUGGCAUUCGUUCUGGCUUCCUGAAGAUCGACGAGUACAUGCGCAACUUCUCGGACCUACGUAAUGGUAUGGACCGUAGCGGCUCCACGGCAGUCGGCGUGCUGGUGUCCCCUGAGCACCUCUAUUUCAUCAACUGUGGAGACUCCCGUGCCGUUCUCAGCCGCAUCGGACAGGUACGGUUCUCCACACAAGACCACAAGCCGUGCAACCCGCGUGAAAAAGAGCGCAUUCAAAACGCAGGAGGUUCUGUGAUGAUCCAAAGGGUGAAUGGUUCACUUGCUGUGUCACGUGCCCUGGGGGACUAUGACUACAAGUGUGUGGAUGGGAAGGGCCCCACUGAGCAGCUGGUAUCUCCGGAACCGGAGGUGUUUGAAAUCCCACGCGUUUCAGAAGAGGAUGAGUUUGUGGUGCUCGCCUGCGAUGGCAUCUGGGAUGUGAUGAGCAACGAGGAGCUGUGUGAUUUUGUGCGCUCUCGGCUAGAGGUGUGGGAUGACUUGGAGAAGGUCUGCAACUCUGUGGUGGACACCUGUUUACAUAAGGGAAGCCGUGACAACAUGAGUGUUGUUCUAGUAUGUUUCCCCAAUGCACCGAAGGUAUCAGAGGAGGCUGUUAAGAGAGAGGCCGAGUUGGACAAGUUCCUGGAGGCUCGUGUGGAAGAAAUCAUGGAGAAGUCAGGGGAGGAAGGCAUCCCAGAUCUAAGCCAUGUCAUGCACAACCUUCGCCCUGAGAGCAUCCCCAACCUGCCACCAGGUGGUGGUCUCGCUAGCAAACGUAGUGUAAUUGAGGCCGUUUACAACAGGCUAAACCCACAUAGAGAAGAAGAUGGGGACAGCCAGGGAGGAGCAGCCGGCGGUGAGGAGGAAGAAGAAGGCAGCUCCGCUGCCGCCCACCUACUGGAGGCGCUACGACAGUUCCGGCUCAGUCACCGAGGCGAAUACCGCCAAGUGCUGGAGCAGGCGCUAUCCACUUACCGGCUGUCCUACGGGACAGGUGCCACGACACGGACCGACCCCAAGGAGGAACCUCCCUCGCCCCCUCCGUCCCCGGCCACUGAACCCCUCAGCUCUGAGGAGGGACAGGACGAAGCCGCUACGUCACAGUCUCUGGACGAGCUCUCUGGCGCCCCCACUGCAUGACCCUGUUUAGUACCCACUAAACCCAGCCCUGCUAUCAAACCCCUUUCCCCAGACCUGCUCUCUGGCCCAGGUUGCUUUUGGCAAUCUUCCUCCUUAGAGCACUUCCAGUGCAGGUUUUUGGUUGUCUUUAUGGAUUUGUAAUAGCACUUUGGGUGGAUGUUUUGUGUUUGUGAACCCUGUAAACAGUAGAAGUCGCAUACAGAGGAAGUUUUGCGAAGAAUUCUUAUCACUAAAAACCUGCUCUGCAACUGCAAGUGAGGUUAACCUUGGCAUAUCCCAGCUCUGUCUAUCCCAGCCGUGUGUUUUUAAAAUGAUACAUGGAGGUGUAAUCUAAUGAAGUGAAAAUAGACGUGAAAAUUGUCAUCUCACCCUCAUGUUAUUCCAGACUUAAAAAUGACUUUAUUUUAUGGAACACACAGAUAUUUUGGAAGAUUUGUUUUGUGGAAGAUUUUUUUCUUUUUUUUUUUUUUUUUUUUUUUAGUUUGGUUUAGUUUGAUUGUUUGUUUUUCGUACAAAGUCUUUGUACAAUCAAAGACUUUAAUUGCAUAGGUGAAAAACAUUGUUCAAAAUAUCUUUUUUGUGUUCUGCAAAAGUAAGUCAUACAAGUUUGGAAUGACAUGAAGGUAAAUAAUUCAUUUUUGAUGAUCUAUCCCUUUAAGGAGAUUUGAAUAUUGUUACACCUGAAUGAUUUGAUGAUCACCAUUUCACACCCAAAGAGUUUACCCAUGUAAGUAGUUAAACGUUUGAAAUCACAAUGGUCUAAGUGGACAAUCUGGGCCGUGCCAACAAUACACAGAACUGUUUGCUCUCGUGCCAUGCGAUGCAUGUGUACUCCAUAUCCUGGGUUGUCUCGUGGCUGAUAAUAGUUAUAGGAUAUUAACGUACUGUAGUAAACAUCAGGUACAGCUUUUAUUAUGCUCUUUAUGUAGUGUGCUUGUGUGUGUGUGUGUGCGUGUAUGUGAAUCAAAUGUUUGAAAUGCAAGAUGAUUAACUGAUCAAAAGCAAUUCUUUCACCAUUUAAAAGGGAACUCUAAUGCUGUGUAUGUGUGUAUCUUCCCCUCUCUCCAUAUCUCUUUCAUAACGGUUUAUAAUUUGAGCUGACCUCUCGAAUAUGAUUGUCCUGUGUCUGCUCUUUGAGUGUUCACAGUUAACUCUACUAUCCAGGUGUGUCCUUGAGGAAGAAGCACAAAAUGGAAAUGCACUGGCUUUAUAAGCAUGGACCAUAUGAGAUUACAGAAGCUUACACAAUCAUUUGUUGUUGCAAAAUUCUCCUUUCGCCUGUUGUGCUGACGCAAUCAGUCAAUGACUUUACAUUUGCAAUCUAAAAGUCAUUCAUUGAAAGGGGACAAUACAAACUGCUUUACCUUUUAGAAGGACUUAAUGCAACCUACACAUUAGGCAACGCUGCUAUAAGAUCAUUCAUGAAUGUCUGUACACUGCAGUAUUUGCACAGGGCUUCUUAUCUUAUUCUUAUGACCCGAGUUUUUGGAAAUCAAGCUGAAUUCUGUCCAUUUGGAUUGUCAUAUUGCAAAAUAUCUGAUGUUCCAAACUACUUUUUUGUGUUUUCUUUGGCUGAUUUAUCAAGCCAUUUGAAGCUGAUUACUUUGUUGAUUUGGAAGUUAAUGCAUAACACAAACUGUAUAAUCCUCUUAACGGUUAGCGCAAGUGCAUGCAUAACGCUGCCAUUGUUAUAUUAAACUAAUGUUACUAAUAUACAGGCUCAGCAGAAUCAGAGAGCUUAAUUGUCCAUAGAGCAGUAUUUGCUGCGUUGGGUUUUUAUUUUUUUUUUAUUUUUUUUUUCCUGGGCAAAGGUUUGUAUUCAUUUUGUGUUACGCUGAAGUUCAAAAUAAAUCAAAUUCAACUAUUGA
Messenger RNA from Onychostoma macrolepis, 3694 nucleotides. RefSeq names its product protein phosphatase, Mg2+/Mn2+ dependent, 1Bb (gene ppm1bb). Gene Ontology annotation, cellular component: nucleus; cytosol. NCBI's taxonomy places the organism in Eukaryota, Metazoa, Chordata, Actinopteri, Cypriniformes, Cyprinidae. The coding region runs from base 399 to 1826 and encodes 475 amino acids. The transcript is spliced from 6 exons. The record is from RefSeq and is a predicted model, not a curated record. Gene Ontology annotation, molecular function: manganese ion binding; protein serine/threonine phosphatase activity; magnesium ion binding. Gene Ontology annotation, biological process: protein dephosphorylation; negative regulation of canonical NF-kappaB signal transduction; positive regulation of canonical Wnt signaling pathway.